Molecule: messenger RNA, 2219 nt
Organism: Myripristis murdjan (pinecone soldierfish)
Lineage: Eukaryota; Metazoa; Chordata; Actinopteri; Holocentriformes; Holocentridae
Product: heparan sulfate glucosamine 3-O-sulfotransferase 5
Exons: 4
Coding region: 350-1387 (345 amino acids)
Molecular function (GO): [heparan sulfate]-glucosamine 3-sulfotransferase activity
Source: RefSeq, a predicted model, not a curated record
UAAACUACAGGUGAUUAUCAGCCACAGCUCAGAGUGUCAAGGGCUUAACUGAAGUAGACGUAGGUGAGAUUUGCGCACCUGUGCUGAGGAGCCCAACGAGCGCACACGCACGGUGAGCGGAGCGUCCACAUGAUUGUUUAGUUUUGGAGCCCACUUCCAUCCACGCCUUCCAGCAGCCGUCCUGUUCAUUCCCUACCUGCCAGCCUCCGAGGGGGAUGUGGAGACGCUUCCUGACCUCCGCUGCGUCUCGGCUGUUCCUCCUGAGCGUUUGGCUGGAAGGGUAGCCGCCGUGUCCCGUGGAGGAUGCCGAACAGGCUGAAGACGCAGUCCUGAAGAUUGAUGGAGGGCCAUGCUAUUCAAACAGCAGGCACUGCUGAGACAGAAGCUCCUCGUUCUGGCCAGCCUUGCUAUCGGAAGUCUCCUCUAUCUUGUGGCCAGGGUUGGGACCUUGGAUAGGCUACAGCCCAUUUGCCCCAUCGAGAGCAGACUGGCCCCUCCUGAGCCAGAGCAAAUCCCUCUCCGCACCCUGCAGUUUAAGCGUGGCCUGCUCCAUGAGCUACGGAAGGGCAAUGCCACCAAAGAGCAAAUCCGCCUGCACAACCUGGUACAGCAGCUGCCUCGGGCCAUCAUCAUUGGGGUGCGCAAGGGGGGCACCCGCGCCCUGCUGGAGAUGCUCAACCUGCAUCCGGCAGUGGUCAAGGCCUCGCAGGAGAUCCACUUUUUCGACAAUGACCAAAACUACGCCCGCGGCAUCGACUGGUACAGGGGGAAAAUGCCCUUCUCGUUCCCCCACCAGAUUACCAUUGAAAAGAGCCCGGCCUACUUCAUCACAGAGGAGGUCCCUGAACGCAUCUUCAAGAUGAACUCCUCCAUCAAGCUGCUGAUCAUAGUGCGCGAGCCCACAACGAGAGCUGUGUCAGACUACACACAGGUGCUGGAGGGCAAGGAGCGCAAAAACAAGACCUACCACAAGUUCGAGAAGCUGGCCAUCGACACCAACACCUGUGAGGUGAACACAAAGUACAAAGCGGUUCGAACCAGCAUCUACACCAAACACUUGGAGCGCUGGCUGAAGUACUUCCCUGUGGAACAGUUCCACAUCGUGGACGGGGAUCGCCUCAUUACAGACCCGCUGCCCGAGCUGCAGCUUGUGGAGCGCUUCCUCAACCUCCCGUCCAGGAUCAGUCAGUACAACCUGUACUUCAACGCCACCAGGGGAUUUUACUGUCUGCGAUUUAACAUUGUCUUCAACAAGUGCCUGGCAGGCAGCAAGGGGCGCAUCCAUCCAGAGGUGGACCCGUCAGUGGUGGCGAAACUGCAGAAGUUCUUUCACCCCUUCAAUCAGAAGUUUUACCAGAUCACUGGUAGGACAUUCAACUGGCCAUGAUGAGCUUUGAACUUCUAACACGGGGUUGUUUUGAGCGCGGCAUUUUUAAAAUGCCAAGCUUGACAACCUCAAGAGAUAUUAAAUAGCACUUUGAUUGAAUUUAAUACAAGAAUGACAAUGUGACCAAAUAUUCAAGGAAGUUGAUGUACGUUUGUUUUUCAGUGUGUGAAGUUAAAAGGAAAAGUUUGAUGGUUUGACUAAAAGAUUCAGUUUAUAGCACUUGAUCUUCUCGCAGAACACUCCACCUGUCUGUCAUCGUCCCCCAUGAGAAAAAUACAGUAUGUCAGUGUGUGACAAAUUAAAGAGAUUAUUUUUAUGUUACCAUUUGUUGCAUUUCAAAAAACGCAACGACAUUCAUGCUGUUACGGUAAGCUUUAAAUGUGAUGAUGUUUCAUGAUACAACACCAUGAAGGAAGACAAAAUGUGUAACUUUUGAUAAGCAACAAAAUAAUUCAUUUUCCCUUAUGUUGUUUAUUUGAUCCGAUUUGCAUGUGCAAUCAAGAUGCCAUUAUUACAUUGUAGGUUUUUACUUUUUUGCCUUUUUUUUAUAUAAUUUUUUGUUACUUUCAAUAAAUACAGUGGCUACUCCAUUAUUCAGUUACCUCCUUUAAUUAUUUUUCUCAGUGCCCAAGCUGAAGAACAGAAAAGACUCAUUAGAAUAAGAUCCAGUGUUUCAAGCUUGUCUAAAAAUCAUGUCCAAAACUUUCAAGCAUUUGAGGCUCGAGCUUGUGUUAUAUUGUAACUAUGUUGCUUUCCUUCUCACGGCUUUUACAUUGGUUUGCAAUAUGCUAGGCAAAAAAAGAAAAAGAAAAAAAAAAAAAAAAAAAAGCCA